AUGCGGGCCAACGAGUCCUGGGACAUCACAGGCGGCAAUCACCCCAUGUGCCGACAACUGCCCAUGUUUGGGGCACAAAGAUUUGCAGAUCUCUUCUCCUGGGCUGCCAGCCCAAUUCUUUCCCAAUAUGCCGGUGAGCGCACAGUGGACGGGAGGAAUUGUUCCUUGUGGCGCCUGCACGCCAAGAAUGCCUCCAUGAGCUUGUGUGCAAGUGGUGACAUUCCCGUGGAGCUGAACAUGAGUGUGUUCAUCAAGGGUAGCACUGGCAGCGCCAAGAACUUCAACAGUACUUAUCGCUUCUUCGGUGCGCUGACGGUCGGGAGCGAGGUGCCGGACUUUCUCUUCCAGAAGCCUUCGAUCUGUGGAAGCUUUGUCCCUCCGUGUGAAAACGGCCGAGGGCUUGAUCCGGUUGAGCUGGAUGCUUACGUCUUUCACCCGGGUUUGUCAGUUGCCGACUACAACAUCGAGGAUCAAAAUGUUGCAGAUCUGGCUGGGGACGCGCUCUUCAUUUGCAUGGACUGCUUGCAAAAUCAGUCUUCAUUCAUCGAUCACAACUACAGCUUGAUCUCCCGGUAUAUACUCCAAGUCUCUCCGGCCUUUGGGCAGUAUGCCUUGUGCAAUGGCUACCCCGACACCAAACCCCCCGGACCUUCGUGCAUCGGGGGCGAUCCUCGUUUGGUGGGGAAGGAGGCGCCCUUCUUUGCGGGCGAUGAUGAGAGCAGGUGCACUGCGACGAGUCCCAUUGGCUUUUGGUUUGGCCUGCCAAAGGGUGGCCACUGCCCCCCGGGGCAGGUGCCCGGCAAGGAUGCCUGGGCCGGUGGCUGCACUUGGUCCGUGCAGAAGCGCCUCAAGACCAUUCACCAGGCUUGCCUGCUGAAGGACCAUGGCUAUUUGAAUUAUUGCAAGGCAGACUUUCUUGAGAAGAAGGGCUUUCCCAGGAGCAUGGCCGCCCUACAGGCUGCUUUUGCGUCCGAGGACCCAACCCAAGGAGGAUGCAAGGAUGUGGGCGGACCUGAUUCCGAGCCGGAAUCCAUUGUUGUUUGA
Messenger RNA from Durusdinium trenchii, 1044 nucleotides. The record is from the annotation of a GenBank genome assembly. NCBI's taxonomy places the organism in Eukaryota, Dinophyceae, Suessiales, Symbiodiniaceae.